AUGGCGUCAGCAUCAGCAGACAGACACAGUCCACAAUUGGAUCGUCCUUCCAUGAGUGAUCUGAGUGAUGUUCAGCUGGGAGAGAAUCAGGACUCUGAUCUUAGUGAGAACACAAACACAGGAAGUGAUGGAGGAGAGACAUCGAUGGAGACACAGAUGGAAAAACUGUUAGAGAUGUUGUUUCAGUCACAAGAAUCGAGAGCAAGAGAAGAUGAAGUGAGGAUUGUGCUGCUGGGAAAAACUGGAGCUGGGAAGAGUUCAACUGGAAACACCAUCUUAGGAAGAGAAGUGUUUAUAUCUGAAGAAUCUGUUACUAAAGUGUGUCAGAGAGAAACAUCUGAAAUCAACAGCAGACACAUUACUGUGAUUGACACUCCAGGACUGUUUGAUACUGAACUCAGUAAUGAAGAAAUGAGUAACUGCACCUCUAUGAUCCUGCCUGGACCACACGUGUUUCUCUUACUGAUUCAAUUGGGACGAUUCACUCAAGAAGAAGCAAAAGCAGUGAAGAUCAUUCAAGAGACUUUUGGUGAAAACUCUUUAAAGUACACCAUGGUACUCUUCACCAGAGGAGAUGAUCUGCAGAACAAAACCAUUGAAGAGUUUCUGGGAGAACCUGGAUCUGGCCUUAAAAACCUGAUUGAUGAGUGUGGAAACAGAUUCCAUGUGUUCAAUAAUAAAGAGACUGGAGACCAAACACAAGUGACUGAUCUACUGCAGAAGAUAGACAACAUGGUGAAGACAAACGGAGGGAGUUACUACUCAUGUAAGAAGUUCAGAGAGAUGGAGAGAGAAAUACAGAAGAACAAGCUGAUGGAGAGAGUCAGAGAAAGAGAAGAAGAGAUGAAGACGAUCAUGGAGAAAGACAGAGAGAAACUAGACAGAAAGAUACAAGAGAUGGAGAGAGAACGAGAGGAAUGGGAGAAACAGAGACAACAGGAAAGACAAAGAAGAGAAGAAGAGGAAGAGAAAUGGAGAAAUAUAAUCAAGAAAACACAUGAGGAAUAUGAUCAGAAACUUAAACAAGAGAGAGAGAGAAGUGAGAGAGAGAAAGAAGAACUUCAGUUCAGACAUGAAGAAGAGAAGGAGAGAAUGAAGAUGGAGAUGGAGAAAGAAAGACAUAAUUAUGAGAGAGAGAAAAAGAGAAUAGAAGAAGAGUUUAGAGAGAAAGAAGAACAACAUAAAAGAGAGAUUAAAGACAUGGAGGAACGAGACCGAAAGAUACAAGAGGAGCUGAAGAGAGAACGAGAGGAAUGGGAGAAACAGAAACAACAGGAACGACAAAAAGAAGAAGAGGCAUUUAGAGAGAGAGAAGAACAAUAUAAAAGAGAGAUUAAAGAAAGAAAGGAACAAGAGAGAAAGAUACGUGAGGAGAUGAAGAGACAACAAGAGGAAUGGGAGAAACAGAAACAACAGGAACGAAAAAGAAAUGAAGAGGAGAAAGAAAGAGUUGAAUACAAAGGAAAAGGAGUGAAUAAUUCAGGAGCCAAACAAAAAACAUUAGGAGAGCUGGAUCUCACUGGACGUAAACUAGGAGACACAGGAGUGAAACAGAUCGCUGCUCUACUGCAGGAUAAACACUGUACACUCAACACACUGAUGCCUGGCCAAAGUUCAUCAGUGAAGCCGCUGGAUCCUUGUUGGGCCGAGUAUUCUGUCACGGAGCGAACCAGACGGGAGACGUGCAGAUCCAUAUGCAAAGCUUUUAUUGACAAGACAUGGUCAGAAACAGGCAUAGAUCAGGUGAUGGCAAACAAGCGUGUAGAAGGAAAGGCUAGAGCAGUCCGAGAAGCAAGCAAGGGUCAGUCCACGGCAAACAUAAUCCAGCAGGAGCUGGAUCUGAGUGAGAAUAAACUAGGAAACCCAGGAAUGAAAAUCGUCUUGACUCUGUUUGAAAAUGAACAGUGUAGACUGGAAAAGCUGAACGGCUUCUCAUCGGCACAUCUCAUCCGCACUAAAAGAGCUGCUCCAUGCUGCGAUGCUAGACUUUCACUCACAUUCUGGGACAGUUGA
Carassius carassius (crucian carp) is the source of this 2013-nucleotide messenger RNA. RefSeq names its product golgin subfamily A member 6-like protein 2. The record is from RefSeq and is a predicted model, not a curated record. NCBI's taxonomy places the organism in Eukaryota, Metazoa, Chordata, Actinopteri, Cypriniformes, Cyprinidae. The coding region runs from base 1 to 2013 and encodes 670 amino acids. Gene Ontology annotation, molecular function: GTP binding. The transcript is spliced from 10 exons.